AUGGUCCAUGGGAAAGAACAACGAGAGAAGACUCAAAACUUGGAUUAUGUGAUACGCUCUGGUAUUGCUGGAGGUGUUGCUGGUUGUGUGGCCAAGACUGCCGUUGCUCCAUUCGAUCGGGUCAAGAUUCUUUUCCAAGCAAAGAAUCCUGUAUUCGAAAAGUAUGCUGGGACAUUUACGGGUGCAUUCAAAGCUGGCCGUGAUAUCGUCAAGCAUACGGGUGUGCUGGGUCUCUUCCAAGGUCACUCUGUAACCCUGCUAAGGAUCUUUCCAUAUGCCACGAUCAGGUUUAUCGCAUUCGAACAGUUCCGUGCAAUCCUGAUGCCAACUAAAGCCCAAGAAACGGGACUACGACACUUUUUCGCUGGAUCCUUUGCAGGCAUGACCAGCGUCGUCUUUACGUAUCCACUCGAUCUUGUGCGUGUACGGAUGGCAUACGACAUACGAAAAGAAGAUCAUACACGACCCAGCCUCAUACAAACAUGCCGGCAGAUCUAUCGAGAACCUGCAGCUAUAGCACGUAUUCAUCUUUUCAACUUUUACCGUGGAUUCAUACCAACAAUGGCAGGGAUGAUACCUUAUGCAGGCAUAUCAUUUUUCACAUACCACUCGAUGACACAGUUGUUCAAAUACCACCCUGUGAUUUCUCGCUACACAAUGAAAAAGAGCAACAAUCGAUUAAAGACAUGGGCUGAGCUCGUUUGUGGAGGCGUAGCGGGACUCGUAGCACAAACAAGCAGCUAUCCACUCGAAGUGACUCGAAGGAGAAUGCAAGUUGGCGGGCUACUUCAUCCAACCAAAUUUGUCGGCUUUUUUGAAACCGUAAAGGCGAUCUAUGCUGCCAAAGGCUUCAAGGGAUUCUAUGUGGGAUUAAGCAUUGGAUAUAUCAAAGUUGCGCCCAUGAUGGCAAUUAGCUUUACAGUCUAUUCACGAAUGAAAACUUUAUUAAAGAUUGAUUAA
This is a messenger RNA of Lichtheimia ornata, 960 nucleotides long. RefSeq lists its product as uncharacterized. Lineage: Eukaryota; Fungi; Mucoromycota; Mucoromycetes; Mucorales; Lichtheimiaceae. The transcript has 5 exons. Gene Ontology annotation, biological process: transmembrane transport. Gene Ontology annotation, cellular component: mitochondrial inner membrane. Bases 1 to 960 code for a protein of 319 amino acids. The record is from RefSeq and is a predicted model, not a curated record.